CUCCCAUGGAGUGAGCUGGCGAGAGACAGAAGGGAGGAAACCCCAGCUGGAGAGGAAACUCUUAACUCUAAUGAGUUCAAAGUGAAGAAAGGAUGGGAUAUUUUCGCAGGGUCGGCCCUGAGACAGUGAAAUAAAACCGUCUCCACUAGACCUUGAACAAAAGUCCGAAACUUGUUUGACACAUAAUCGAGCCCAUGUAUUGGGAUGUGUUUCCGCAAGGCCUGUAAGAAGGCCCGGGACAGAGGUGAUCGGGGAGGGAUGAGGUGCAAUCAGGCUGCGAUGCCGAAUCUUAUCCCAGAUUGCCAGACACUCAAGUACUACAAGAUUAUGUAUGCCUAAGGUUCUGCGGCUAUGGACUGGGGUCCAGAUUAAAACCUUUAGGAAAAUGUCAAAGGGCGCGGAGAAUGUUUAUGGGGGAAAUGGCGAGCUUGGAAGCAAUCCUCCAGACACAAACUGUAAAAGUGCCCAAACCUAUCAAGGUUAUAGACCAGCCAGGAGGGGGUGCUAUGCUGGUCAUGGAGCAUCUGGAUAUGGGUAGCUUAAACAGACACUCUGCAAAGCUUGGAGAACUGCUCGCUGAUCUUCACCUUCAUAACCAGAGUUUGCAAGAUAAAUUCGCCAAGGAGAGCAGGACUGUGGGUAAAGGGGCCGGGCAGUCGGACAUCCAGUACGUAGACCGGUUUGGAUUCCAUACUGUGACCUGCUGUGGAUAUCUUCCUAUGGUGAAUGAUUGGCAGGAUGACUGGGUCACAUUCUUCACUCGCCAGCGGAUCCAGAACCAGAUGGAUUUGUUAGAGAAGUCAUCAGGAGACAGAGAGGCUCGUGAAUUAUGGGCACAGUUACAGCUGAAGAUCCCAUCGCUUUUCACUGCCAUUGAGAUUGUACCUGCUCUUCUGCACGGAGACCUGUGGGGAGGAAACGUGGCCGAGGUUGGGUCAGCACCAGUCAUUUUUGACCCAGCCUCUUUUUACGGCCAUUCAGAAUAUGAGCUUGCGAUUGCCGGCAUGUUCGGAGGAUUCAGAGGUUCCUUCUACUCCGCCUACCACGACAAGAUUCCCGAAGCUGAAGGAUUUGACAAGCGCCUGAAACUUUAUCAGCUUUUUCACUAUCUUAACCACUGGAAUCACUUUGGUAGCGGAUACAGAGGGUCAUCCCUGAGUAUCAUGAGGGGUCUUGUUAAGUAAUCUCCUUAGGGGAACACAAGUGACUUUAUAGGGUCUCUUCAGCUCAUUUCGGCAGUGAUUCCUGCCUCGCAGUAUUCAGUAUAAUCUGUAGUCUGGAACUUUGUAAACAUCAAUGUCAUGUUAGCAAAUCUUUUUAUUAAACAAGCGACCGUUCCUUUGCUUCAGAGAGUCCAAUAGAGGUUUAUUUUUGUAAAAUGAUUGUUCCUGUGCUGAAAGUCAUUUGUGUUCCUUAUGCGGUGCUGAACACCGAUAGAACAAAGGCCUUGUGUCAUCAGCCAGACACGAUCUGUCUCUUUAGUAUUCAUGGCACUUUAUUGUUCUUCACUCUCCACCUACUGAUGCUGCUGUGUACAACCGGUAAACAGACAAUGAAAUAGCACUUAGUCUGACAUUCAAAUGAGUAGUUCUGUCUAUUUCCCUCCUCCUGUGUCAUGUGACAUCCAUCAGCCAAUCACAACUGCAUAUAGGUAUAUUCUGUGAAUUCCUGCACAUGCUCAGUAGGAGCUUGUUCCACAAAAAGUUUAAAUAUAAAAGACUGCACUGAAUGCUCUAUCUGUAUCAUGAAAGUUUACUUCUGACUUGACUGUCCCUUUAAAGGGACCUUGUAAUUUAUUAUUUUUUUAUCUCAGUCGGUGAAUGCGAUUUGUUUUUGUAUAAAUACCUUGUUUGUUGCUUUUGUUCUUCCUUCACCCGCCAGUCACCUUAUUUAGAGGAGCCAAUAACGAGUAGAUACUGCAUUAUUUUGCAGCAUGGUGCCAGUUAUGUACAGAUAUGUAGCAGGGUUGGGCUUGUGAAGUCUGCAGAAUGCACCUCCAAUUCACUGAACUGGAAAGCCCACCAUUUGCAGAGUUAAAUUACAGGAAAAGCAGGCAAGAUAAAACAUAAAUUAUAUUGUAAAUUAGUUUUACUAGACAAUGUGUGUAAAUACAACUCUGUAACUUAAAGGGACAGGGCACUGUAAAAAUUCCCCCCUUUCAUUUGUUCAUAAUUAUCCAUUAUACCUGCAGGAGUGUAUUAAACUGUUUACAAAUAUCACAUUUACCUUUAUUUUGGCAUUUGAAAUAACUUGUCUGAGCUAGCUCCACCUGUACUGAAUAUAUCAGUACUUAAAGGGACAGAAAACCCAAAUAUGUUCUUUCAUGAUUUAGGUAAAAUGGACAAUUUUAAACAAUUUUACAGUUUACUUCUAUUAUCAAAUUUGCUUCAUUCUCUUGGUAUCAUUUGUUGAAGGCAAAAUAGGCAGCAAUGCACUACUGGUUUCACUGAACACAUGGGUGAGCCAAUGACAGUCAAUAUAUAUAUAUGCAGUCACCAAUCAGCAGCUAGAACCUAGGUUCUUUACUUCUCCUGAGCUUUAGCCUAGAUAAACCUUUCAGCAAAGGAUAACAAGAGAAUGAAGCAAAUUUAAAUAAUAGAAGUAAAUUGGAAAGUUGUUUAAAAUUGUAUGUUCUAUCUAAAUCAUGAAAUAAAUUUUUUGGGUUUCAUGUCCCUUUAAAGUGAAUGUCAAUUUUCCGGUUUCUAAUCAUCAUUUUGGAUUAUCACUAUGCUUGCAAUAUAAACCGCUAUAAUUAUUUUUUUUUAAAUUCAUGUUGUUAUGUUAUAUUUUCUAUUACUACUUAUCUACGAUUUCAGUUUGAACUCCUCCCAUCCAUGACUUCCGGCUUGACAGCUUCUUUCCUUAUAGACAAUUCCCUCACACUCGCUUACGUAUGACUGGAGCGCGCUCCCGUGGGCAAAUCAAUUUGCGCAUGCGUUUCUCUUAGGAUUUCAAUAUGGGCUUGCGUGCCUUGUUCCGUUAUUCGUAUGUAAAUUUAAGAUUAGGGACCAAAGCGCAUGCGCUAAACAAGAACGAGCACGGAAUGUGGAUGACGAUCAGUCAAGACACGCAUGCGCAGUUGCAUCGGUUCAAUCGCGUGACGUAAGUGAAAAAGGGGCAGGACGCCACGGGGUACGAUGUAUAAUUAGUCACUGCGGUCUGUCAAUCAAAUGCAAAACGAGGGACAAGAUGGCGGGCGGAGGAUUAAAGUAAGAGAAUUCGGGUUUUAAAUGCUUCGUUACAGUAAUACAGUUAGAUUAGAAAAAAAUCAUGAAUUAAACUAACCUUUAUUUUAAUCGAUUAAUAAAUUAAGCAACAGCAGAAAGCGUGACUUUACAUACACUUUAAGCACUGGCUAUACAAAAGCUAUGUAAACAGAGACAGCAGAUGAAAUGACACUUCCAGCGGUGCAGAGUUAUUAGGAGAGAGAUAAAAUAAAUAACUAUUGGGUUUUGGUUUACAGACAGCUUUAAGAAUAAGGAAACAUUUUUGCGUAUAGAGCGUGAUAAGAUAGCGAGGUCUGAUUUAAUAGAUUUUAUACUCUGCUGCUGGUAAAACAAGUAACUGGAAAACUUUAUGCGGAAACCAAUUUUACAGUACACCGUCCCUUUAAAAAGAAACUAAUUUUACAGUACACUAUCCUUUUAAAGAGAAACUAAUUUUACAGUACACCGUCCCUUUAAAGAGAAACUAAUUUUACAGUACACCGUCCCUUUAAAGAGAAACUAAUUUUACAGUACACUAUCCUUUUAAAGAGAAACUAAUUUUACAGUACACCGUCCCUUUAAAGAGAAACUAAUUUUACAGUACACCGUCCCUUUAAAGAGAAACUAAUUUUACAGUACACUAUCCUUUUAAAGAGAAACUAAUUUUACAGUACACCGUCCUUUUAAAGAGAAACUAAUUUUACAGUACACCGUCCCUUUAAAGAGAAACUAAUUUUACAGUACACUAUCCUUUUAAAGGGAAACUAAUUGUAAUGUCAGUUCCCCUCUAGCUGGGGUGCUGAGUGAAAAUAACAAUAUGAAAUAGUAAGUAAGACCGUCCUAUUUAGCCUUUUGUUGUUAGAGCCACACUCCAUGCAUUCUAAGGGCCACAAAUUAAUUUGUUUGUGGGUCACAGAGCACUUAUGGUCAGUAAUGAUAUAGGUGGCAGCUGAGACCGCACAUUCAAUACGAUUCACUAACCUAAUAAAUACCUAAUAAAUACCUAAUAAAGAUGAGUAAUAUCGGGUACAUUUUUAUUGUGAAUAAAGUAGGUUUUUUUCUUCUUGCAUUUUAAAUUAUAUUAUUUUUUUUAUGGAUUUUCCUUUACUGACACAAAACAAAAACAUCAAACUAUGUAUUUGUCGUUGGCUACCAAUAAAGCAAUUUAAGCAACA
Messenger RNA from Bombina bombina (fire-bellied toad), 4381 nucleotides. RefSeq names its product ketosamine-3-kinase. Bases 405 to 1184 code for a protein of 259 amino acids. Lineage: Eukaryota; Metazoa; Chordata; Amphibia; Anura; Bombinatoridae. The transcript has 6 exons. The record is from RefSeq and is a predicted model, not a curated record.